Nematocida homosporus is the source of this 1293-nucleotide messenger RNA. RefSeq lists its product as uncharacterized. The coding region runs from base 1 to 1293 and encodes 430 amino acids. Lineage: Eukaryota; Fungi; Microsporidia. The transcript has a single exon. The record is from RefSeq and is a predicted model, not a curated record.
AUGAAGUUAUCUUUGGAGUUUUUGGGGGUUGGUGUUGUUUGGUUGUUGGGUUGGUCGAGUAAGGUUGGUUUUGCUAGAUAUAUAUUGAAUUCUGAGUCGUUGGAUAAUUGUAUUGUGAGAAGUGAUGGGGAAGUGCUUGCAUUUGCUGCAAUUGAAUAUGAUGCUAAUCCACAAUGCAGACUGGUUGUGGAGAAAGAUAGUGUUUCUCUUUAUGAUAAUGUACAUCCAAUGCUUAUUCCGUGGGUGCGUGAGUGGUCAAAUGUAUUGAGGAAGGCGUCAUCUGGUCUUUCUAGUCAUUAUCUACUUGUUGCCAUGUUAAACCACUGUCCUAUGGUAUCAAGUGCUAGAGAUGACUCUUGUCCUUUUGAUCUUGAAAGAGAGUCUUUAUCAGUAGCAUUGGUUAGAACAAUGGCUUAUCUUAAAAAUGUUCAACUUCAGAUUCAAUACUAUACUAAUAAGCUCAAACCCAUAACUAGUAAAAUUACACAUACUCAAUUUACGCAUCUAUUUAAAGCAAGAAGCCAUGAAGAGUUUGGUGGUCAGAUUGAGAUUCCUUUGGAUGUAUGGACUGUGCGGAAUAUGAUUCGUUAUAUAUUGUAUUUCAGUAAUUCUUUGUGUAACUUUGAAGAUUUGACUGAAAAUGAUAUCAAAGUCGCUGUUAAGGCUUGGAAAAGGAUUAUAGAAAAGCCGGGUAGUACUGAAGAGAUUCUUUGUACAGAAAGACAGCUUAAACACUUCCUUUAUCAUGUGCUAAGAUGCCAGUUAUUAACAUCUGAAUUUCUAAACCUUCCUAAUACGCCCAUAGGAAAGUACUACAAAUUCGAGAUCGAUCGUGACGUGAAGAAAGUAUUGGAAUACCGGGCAAGUUUAAAUAUUCCUGAUAUCAUCAACAAUAUGUCAGCUGAUGCUGCUGCAAGCAAGAUAUACGAUGCUCUAAAUAAUGACUGCUUAUUAAACUGGCAGAGGGCUUGGAAUACACAAGUAAAGAGUCUUCUAAAUCAUUUCUAUAAACUCAACGCGUAUAUGAAUGGCCAGUUUGAUAGAUAUGUAAUUGAGCCGGAUGUAAUUAAAAAGUGGGUUACUAUUCUGGACAUAACGGCAAAACAGAUUGAGUAUAUAUUGCUUGAGUUGGAUAUAUUAAAGGUUAAGCUCACAGAUCUUUCAACUGCAUCAACUAAUCGUUCUACUAGCAUCCACGAGUGUGUGGAGUAUCUAAGCCAAGCUCAGCCACCUACCACCUCAAAUCGAUUGAAGUUAGCAUCUAAACCGCACAGUCCUCACACUGAACACUAA